CUAUUUGAAACAGCUGACCUACAAGGUUGUUGCUCACUUCUACAAGAAAUACGUUUGUUUUUUAAAAUUUCAUUUCAUUAUAUUAGGUUUUUGUUACAUGUCACAAUGUUUUUUUUUUAAAUGUGAGCACAGAUUUAAACUCCAGUGUGCCUUACAUUGAUCCAGUGAUCAUGAGUGGGUGUUAAAUAUUUGCAGGUUAAACCAGAGAGGCAGGUUCUGUCAGUCUGUGGCAUCUACUCAAAUAAACUGGAGGCAAUAUCCAGUCAGACCGAAUUCAACACAGAGUCACACAAAUGUCUGGGCUAGUUUCGUCGUCAGUGCUCAGGUUCUGUGUUGACAGGCUCAGAUUUGUCGAUGGACUCAAACGCAGCACGGCGCUCGCGUCAUGCAGCAAGAGUUUGUUCCAGGAGCGUUGGUCCCGGUCACUCCAUGUGGACAGUCCUCCACACAAACCCUCUCUGACCUGCAGCUACGUCCACGGCACCUCCACCGUCUCUCUGCUCUCCCAGACCGUGGCUCAGAGCCUGGACAACACAGUGCAGCGCUGGCCGGACCGUGAAGCUGUCGUCUUCCUGCAGGACGGCAUCCGGAAAUCCUUUGCACAAUUUCAGCAAGAUGUAGACCAGGCAGCUGCUGGUCUUCUUGCUCUGGGCCUGAAGCGAGGCGACAGACUGGGACUUUGGGGACCCAACAUUUAUGAAUGGAUCCUUUUCCAGUUCGCUUCAGCCAAGGCUGGGAUUAUACUGGUUUCAUUGAACCCGUCCUACAGAGUUAACGAAGUGGAGUUUACACUCAAGAAGGUCCAGUGUAAGGCAGUGGUCUGCCCUACUCACUUUAAAAGUCAGAUGUUCUGUGAGAUGCUGAGGGAGAUCUGCCCAGAGAUUGAUGAGGCACCAGCUGGUAUGAUCCAAAGCUCCAGGCUGCCAGACUUGCGUAUGGUGAUCGUGACGGACAGCAGACAGCCAGGGAUGCUGCACGUGGAGGAUGUGAUGCAAGCAGGAGAGAGUCGACACCACAAAGAGCUGAUGGAGCUACAGAAGAAGCUGUCCUUCGAUGACCCCAUCAAUAUUCAGUUCACAUCGGGAACUACAGGAAGCCCGAAAGGAACAGUUCUUUCCCAUCACAAUAUUGUCAAUAAUGCCUACUUUAUGGGUCUUCGAGUGGGUUAUGCAUCAAAACCCCAGGUGCGAGUGUGCGUCCCUGUGCCAAUGUACCACUGCUUUGGCUCAGUGCUUGGAGGGAUUUGCAUGGCAGUGCACGGUGUUACGCUUGUCUUUCCUAGUUCUGGCUACAACACGAAGGCCAAUUUGGAGGCCAUUCAGAGUGAAAAGUGCAAUUUCAUCUACGGCACUCCCACAAUGUUCAUCGACUUGCUUAGCCAACCAGAUUUACACAAGUAUGACCUGUCAUCAGUUGAGUCUGGAAUGAUGGGAGGUUCCUCCUGCCCCCCUGAUAUUGUACGAAAACUGACAAAAGACAUGAACAUGAAAGAGAUAGUCUUAGGUUAUGGAACCACAGAGACUAGUCCUGUUGCAUUUCUGGGGUUUCCACAAGACAACGAUGAACUGAAGUUAAACACUGGUGGAUGCAUCAUGAGCCACACUGAGGCAAAGGUGGUGGACCCUACUACUGGGGUGAUUGUACCUCUGGGAGAAUCAGGAGAGAUUAUGAUCAGAGGCACUUGUGUCAUGCACGGGUACUGGGACGAUCCAGAAAAAACCAGAGAAGUUAUUUCACAAGAUCGCUGGUACAGGACUGGGUAAGACUAAUGAUUACAGAUUACGGAACUCACCUGAUGGUACAGAGAAUGUAAAUGAAUGGCCUACACUUAAUUCCUCUUUUUCCGUCAUUGUAUUCUAUUUUCAUGUCAUUAUGUAAUUUUUCGUCCUUAUUUUGCUGAUAUUAUUGCAUCUGAUUUAGUUACAAAAUUUCUAUUUUUAAAUGUGUGCUAAUUGUGGACCCUGAUCAACUUAACUAAACCGAACAUGCUGAAACAAUCAUUUGAAUGAAAGCCAUUUUUAUUUCCCCCGUUAGUGGGAGCGAAGUAUUGUUUUUGGUGGCUCUGUGUGUCUGUCUGUUGCGUGA
Messenger RNA from Solea senegalensis (Senegalese sole), 2085 nucleotides. RefSeq names its product medium-chain acyl-CoA ligase ACSF2, mitochondrial-like. The transcript has 12 exons. Gene Ontology annotation, molecular function: medium-chain fatty acid-CoA ligase activity. NCBI's taxonomy places the organism in Eukaryota, Metazoa, Chordata, Actinopteri, Pleuronectiformes, Soleidae. The record is from RefSeq and is a predicted model, not a curated record. Bases 294 to 1763 code for a protein of 489 amino acids. Gene Ontology annotation, biological process: fatty acid metabolic process.